Molecule: messenger RNA, 499 nt
Organism: Schistocerca nitens (vagrant locust)
Lineage: Eukaryota; Metazoa; Arthropoda; Insecta; Orthoptera; Acrididae
Exons: 2
Coding region: 37-477 (146 amino acids)
Source: RefSeq, a predicted model, not a curated record
GGAAGAGCAUUGUGCAGGGGCCGGGGGUCCCAGGGGAUGCGGCCACUGACCGGCAAGCAUCAAAAGGAACACCGCCGGGUGCCAGGGCCAAGUGCAAGCACCUCGGCAGCGGCGGAAGCGGCAGCAACGAUGACAACGAGGGCAGCAGCGGUGGCUGCCACGAUGACAACAGCGGCGACGGAAGCAGCAGUGGCAACAGCUACGACGAUGGCAACAGCAGUGACAACAACAACGCCAGCAAUGCCGGCAGCUCCAGCAGCAGCAGCUGCGGUGGAUGCAGCCGCAGCAGCGGCGGUGAGAGGUACGAGCUCACUUUGCACCAACGCCAAUUCUUUGCCUGCAUCUCUAAAGGGACACUCCUCAAGCAUCUACAGUGCUGGCAAGCGCUAUGCCUGCCUGCACGAGACUAUGUUCGACAAGCUUAUUCUAGAGUUUGUAAAGGUGCUCCCACUGAGUUACAUUAACAUUUUAAGUUAAUUCUUUACUUACAGUUGAUAGA